This is a messenger RNA of Cervus elaphus (red deer), 3933 nucleotides long. RefSeq names its product RUN domain containing 3B (gene RUNDC3B). The transcript has 11 exons. The coding region runs from base 442 to 1713 and encodes 423 amino acids. The record is from RefSeq and is a predicted model, not a curated record. Lineage: Eukaryota; Metazoa; Chordata; Mammalia; Artiodactyla; Cervidae.
AGCGAGGGCGGGGCUGCGCGCGCGAGGCCCGUGGCUCCCCGUGGCGUCCGCCGCUGGGCGCGAGUGGCUGCUGAGUGCGGGUGGUUGGGCGUGCGGGGCCAGCAGGCACGCGCGUGCGCGGCGCCGAGAUCCCUGGGGAAGUAGGGGAGCGGCCGACGCCGAACCGCACGCACAGGCCGGCGGCGCGCGCGAGGGCGGGGGUGGUGCGUUCGUGUGUGCGCGUGAGUGUGUGUAUGUGUGUAGAGCUCUGGUGCGGUGCGCCAGCCGCCAGUGCCCGGGUGCGAGUCCCCCUUCGUCUUCCACACCCUCCCUCCGUCCCCGUUCCUUCCCUGCCACCCUCCCGCGCCCCCACGGCCGCAAGCCGAGCAGAAGCCCAGGGAAGCAGGUGUGGGGGGGCGGGCGGGGUCGCACGAGACAAAGGGGCCCGGGGGUCAGCCCGCCAUGGCCGCCCGGAGCCUGGGGGGCCUGGGAGGGAGCCGCGGCGGGGGCGGCGGCGGCAAGAAGAGCCUGAGCGCCCGCAACGCCGCCGUGGAGAGGAGGAACCUGAUCACGGUGUGCAGGUUUUCUGUGAAGACCCUGAUUGAUCGGUCCUGCUUUGAGACAAUUGAUGAUUCUUCUCCUGAAUUUAACAACUUUGCAGCCAUUUUGGAACAGAUUCUAAGUCACCGGCUGAAAGAGAGUUCCCAAAGUUGCCGAUGGCUGUCUCAUCUGCAAAUACCUCUCCAAGGUCAAGUAACCUGGUUUGGUUACGGAAGUCCUCGUAGCUUCUGGGACUAUAUCAGAGUGGCUUGCCGGAAAGUUUCACAGAACUGUAUCUGCAGCAUUGAAAAUAUGGAACAUGUCAGUUCCUCCAGAGCUAAGGGUAGAGCCUGGAUCAGAGUAGCACUCAUGGAAAAACAUUUGUCUGAAUACAUCUCUACAGCUCUGAGAGACUUCAAAACAACCAGGAGAUUUUAUGAAGAUGGAGCAAUUGUUUUGGGUGAGGAAGCAAAUAUGCUUGCUGGCAUGCUCCUUGGACUCAAUGCUAUUGAUUUCAGCUUCUGCCUAAAGGGAGAAAGAUUGGAUGGCAACCUUCCUGCUGUAAUAGACUAUAUACCAUAUUUGAGGUUUACCCAAAGUUCUGAUAGUAUCAGCAGUGACGAGGAAGAGCUGAGGACUCUGGGAAGCAGUGAUAGUGAGAGCAGCACUCCAGAGAAGGUCGGGCCUCCAGUCAUCAUGGAUGAGAACAGUUGGUUCAACAAGUGUAAGAGAGUCAAACAGAAGUAUCAGCUCACCCUGGAACAGAAGGGUUAUCUUGAAGAACUCUUACAACUUCGAGAGAACCAGCUGUCUGAAUCUGUCGCUCAGAAUAAAAUACUACUACAGAGGAUUGAAGAUUCUGACCUGGCUCAUAAACUGGAGAAGGAACAAUUAGAAUAUAUAAUUGUGGAGCUUCAAGAUCAGCUAAAAAGUUAUCAGAGCCUUGACCAGUUAUCAGCUGAGGUUAGCCUUUCUCAGACGUCACUGGAUCCAGGUCAGUCACAAGAAGGAGAUGGAAAACAAGACACAUUAAAUUUAAUCAGUGAAGGUAAAGAAGAUACUCCCUCAUUACUUGGUCUCUGUGGGUCUCUAACAUCAGUGGCAAGUUACAAAUCUCUAACAAGCCUAAAAUCAAAUGACUACCUUGCAAGUCCUACAACAGAGAUGACAAGUCCAGGUCUGACUCCAUCCUGAAAAAUUGUAUGUAAAAGCCAGAAGUUUUUAUGUUGCAAAUAUUCCAUAUACGUAAGUUUGACUGCUGGGAAAAUCUUUGGAAUUUUAUAUUGUUCUGGGACAUGUCUGGAAUUCUGUUGCUUAUAUGAGAGAAUUUAGUCCACUCCAUGUAAACUUCUGGGUGAAAAAAAAAAUGCUGCCAUUUUUCAUUUUAAAAUGAUUAUAUUUGUGACUGAAGUUUAAAACACAGGCUUAGAAAACUUUCAGAUAUCCUCUAAUAAUCCAUUGCAAAUUGUACAUAUUUAUUAUUCAGCUGAUUUUCAUAUAUUUAAAUGUAUCACAGUUGCCAGAGACGGAGUUCAAGGUUUUACUCCAGACAUUUAAGUAUUUUCUUUUGCUCGCUUAUUCAACUGCAUUUUCUAAAAAUGACUUCCUUCAGUUUUCAUCCACUCCCUCCCAGGUCCCUUGUCUUUGAGGAGAAAGGUUCUCAGCAGUUUGUUCAGUGUAACAGCUGCCGUUUAGCAUCAACCUAACACUCCAUUCAACAUUUUAUACAUUUUGUAGGACGUGCCUUUAGGCAGUUACUAAAUUUGUUCAGGCCACAGGGAAAGUAUUUUACAGUAUUUUAGGCCAUUUAGGUAAAUGAAUAACAUUUCAUUUUCUCAAAAUUUCCUUUAAAGUUUACCAAUUUAAAAAUUGAUCACAUUUAUGUCCCAUAAACUGGAAAAACUUAAAGAUGUAGAACAGAUGUUGAAAACACUUUUAUCAGGAGAGAUUUCAAGUUCGUUUAAGGAUUUGAGAAGUUUUAAAAUAAGGAUCAGUAGGCUAAUCACCAUACUUAACAUCUGACAUCCAGUGCUGUUUUUCUCUUGUGUGCAAGAAAGAAUUGUGUCUUACGUGCUUUAACAGCUUCUGUCAUUAGUCAUGCCAUAAUCUCAUUUUAAAACUGACCUUAAAAAUUACUAGUUAAAAAUUAGUUUUAUUAAAAAGCUCUGAGCUGUCUUUUAAAUUUUUGCAAAUUUUGAAACAACUGUACAUUUGGUCCCCCCAAAUUCCACCAUGUUGAAAGAGGAAACGUAUGAAGUAUAUUUUCUAGAGUAAGUAGUAUGAGGGAAACAUGAUCAAUUGUGCCAAAGAUGUUUUAUACAUUGUUUACAUGAAGAGGCUACUACAAUACUUAUCUGGGCCUUCAUAUGCUAUUUUUUGUUAAUAAAACACUACAUUCAAACUUAGUAACUUUGACUAUAGAAAGAACAUUCCUCCUAAAAUAUUGAGAAAAGCAGUACUUACUACAUUAUUCUUUGUAUUAGAAAUGUGGGAGUGUGGUGGCUCUCUGCAAUACUUUACUCUCAUUAUUCAGAAUUUAAGAUGAUAAACAGUAACAAGGCUACUCUUAUGUUAAGACAGUUCAGUGUCAUUUCAGGGACAAAGAAGACCUGCAAGCCCUUAAAAGAAAUUAUUUAGAGGCAUCAGAACAUACUCAGAGCUUCCUUCCUUUAGCUUAAGUCUUUAGCACUUGUAGUAAUGCAAAUAUUCUUGAGAAAUGGUACCAUCAAUCUAGUCUAAUUCUGUAUACCUUCUUGUGAAUGAUGUAUCUACAGCAGUUUGUAACUCAGCAAGGGGAAUGGAAGGAAGGUUGAAACAAGGGUACUGGAAACCUUGGGAGGAGCGAAGGAGAAACGAUUAAGGGCGGGGGGAUCUUCAAAAAUUUUAGGCUGGCCUUAAGCACUGUUGCUGCUGCUUUCCUAACAACGGUCAGACUAUUUAAAUGCUUUCAUUCAUGGUCCACUCUCAAAUGACAUUAUCCUUCAGUAAUUAAAGAAAAUCACUGUUACAUUUUCCAUACAUGUUUAUAAUACAGAAAGGAAAUACGGGAUUCCAUAAUUGAUCAUAAUUUUCAGAUUUGUUCUAAUGUGCACAGAAUCUUGUGCAUCUUAACGUGCUGCUGAACGCAGAUUGAAACAUGACAUCUGAGGACAGUGACGUUUUCUCCUUUCUUGGAGCUCUUGGUAUAAAAUGGAUCUGCUAAUGUGACUUCAGGUUUCUACACAGUUCAUUUCACGCUAGUUUUAGAGAUAGUUUGUUAACGUUUGCAUGAGGUAUGUCUCGAUCUUCAGUAGUGUUCACUGUCCACACACCCUCCCCUAAACAGAAUGCUGAACUAUAUGCUACUAUUUCCAUGUGUAUUUUGUUGCCUUGAUGUACAAUACUUGUUGCAUGUAUAUUAAACAUUUUGUACCA